UUAACCUUGAUUCAUCUCCUAGCUUCCACUGAUCUCCAGCGCCUUUUUGGAUCGACGGCGACGCCGCCCUCCCGUCUCUCGCUCGCGAACCAAAGCCCUUCUCCGUUUCUUCCUCCUAGUACUCCUGUGCUCCUCGCGCGGCUCAGCCCUCCCUCCCUUCCCCCCCACGCGCCGCCUUCUUCCAGAACGCUCGCGGCGGCGGCGCGCCGCCUACGGGAAGCAGAGGCCACUCUCCCGCCCCCGCCGCGCCGCGCCGGGCGCCGCCGGCCUCCUGCUGUCCUCCUCCGGGGAUCUCGCAUUUGAAUGGAUCUAAGCGAUCCCAUGGCUGACUCGCCAAGGAGGCUUAAUGGCCUUCUGCGGGACCAGGUCAAGCUGGUGAAAAGGAAGGACUCAAACCGCUAUGAAAUCGUCCGCUUUCCUGAGCCAUUAUCAUUUGAGAAAGGCUUCUUUGUUAUGAUCCGUGCAUGCCAGCUUCUAGUGCAGCACAAUGAAGGGAUAAUAUUUGUUGGUGUUGCUGGACCAUCUGGGGCUGGGAAGACGGUGUUUACUGAGAAGGUGCUCAAUUUCAUGCCUAGUGUUGCUGUGAUAUCAAUGGACAACUACAAUGAUGCAAGUCGCAUAGUUGAUGGCAAUUUUGAUGAUCCACGCCUAACAGAUUAUGACACUCUGUUGGAAAAUAUUCAUGGUCUGAAGGAAGGAAGGUCAGUUCAGGUUCCAAUAUAUGAUUUCAAAGUGAGCUGUCGGACUGGAUACAGAACAGUUGAUGUCCCUAGCUCCAGGAUUGUUAUCAUUGAAGGCAUUUAUGCAUUGAGUGAAAAGUUACGACCUGUAAUGGACCUACGUGUUUCUGUAACUGGUGGUGUUCAUUUUGACCUGGUGAAGAGGGUCCUGAGGGACAUACAGCGAGCUGGCCAGGAGCCUGAGGAAAUAAUUCAUCAGAUCUCAGAAACGGUUUAUCCGAUGUACAAGGCUUUCAUUGAGCCAGACUUGCAGACAGCACAUAUAAAAAUUAUCAACAAGUUCAACCCCUUCUCAGGGUUCCAAAAUCCUAUGUACAUUCUAAAGUCACCACGUAAUCUAACGCCUGAUGAAAUCAAAGCUGCUCUUGGUGAGGAUUAUAGAGAAAGCAUUGAAGAAACUUAUGAUAUAUAUUUGCUUCCACCAGGUGAAGAUCCAGAAGCAUGUCAAUCUUAUUUGAGAAUGAGGAAUAGGGAAGGGAAAUAUAAUCUGAUGUUUGAGGAGUGGGUGACUGAUAAUCCUUUUAUCAUAUCACCAAGGAUUACUUUUGAAGUCAGUGUACGUCUUCUUGGUGGUUUGAUGGCGCUGGGAUAUACAAUAGCAGCAAUACUAAAGAGGAGCAGCCGUGUGUUUUCUGAUGGCAAGGCAACUGUUAAAAUUGAUUGGUUGGAGCAACUUAAUCGAAACUAUAUACAGGUGCAAGGAAGAGAUAGAAAUCAUGUCAAAUCUGUAGCGGAGAAGUUAGGUUUGGAUGGUUCUUACAUUCCUCGCACAUAUAUUGAGCAGAUUCAGCUGGAGAAACUGAUAAACGAUGUUAUGGCAUUACCAGAAGAUCUGAAGACAAAGCUGAGCAUUGAUGAUGAGCUGGUUUCAAGUCCAAAAGAGGCUCUUUCACGGGUUUCUGCUGAUAAGAGGAACAGACACCUGAAAAGUGGUCUGUCUCAUUCAUAUUCAACUCAUGGAGAUAAAAAUAUUGUGAAAUUAAGUAAACUGACAGAAACCAACAGAAGGUUUGGAAGUGGGCGGGCCCCUGAACCUCCUGCAAUUAACCAGGGUGCAAUCACUCAGCUGUCUGAACAGAUAUCAACGUUGAAUGAGAGGAUGGAUGAGUUCACCUCUCGAGUGGAAGAACUGAAUUCUAAAUUUGCAACAAAGAAAUCAUCAGCCAGUCAGCAAAAUUUAGCUCUUCCAAAUGAAACUUGUAAUGGUUCUGCACCUACAAAUCUCUUUGUUUCUCAUCUGGGCAAUGGUACCUUGAUCCCUCAUUCGUCAUCAUCGAACCAACUUUUAAAGGAGUCCCCUAUGAUGGAUGAGAUUAAUGCCAUAUCAAGAGGUCAGCGCCAAGUAAUACAUCAGCUUGACAAUCUGACCAGCUUGCUUCAUGAGCAUUUGGUCUUGACCCGCCAACAAAAUGCAGUCCGCAAAAACGGAAUCCUGGAUAUGGACAGGUCCAUCUGCUCACUCGUUGCCCUGACAGUUGGCGCAUUCGGCUAUUUGGUGUUAAGGAACCUCAACCGGAGCUAACCAAUGUGAAUUGAGCAAAGCCUGCUGCUCUGAAAAGGUCACCAUCAUGUUCAGCCAAGAAUCAGAGGAAGCCAACAGUCUCAAACAGAUCUUCAGCACCCCCAGAGUCCAAAGUCCAGACACCAAACCGAAUAUUCUCUUGCGAGCUAUAGAAGGUCCUCAGAUCAUUCACCUCAUGGGGACCAUAUCUAAUAGAUUUUACAAUUCCAAGAUAGAUAAACUCAUAUACCAGCGCAAGCAACAGAGCAGUCUUUGAUACUCGAGCCGAAUUACUCCGGAGCUUAACUGUGUACUAGAGAGCCUAGAGAGUUAUACAAUAUGUCUGUAAUGGAUACUGGAAAACCUCCAGUAUCAAUAAAUUUUGGAGACCUAGAAAUCCCGAUAUAACGUCGGACAAGUUAUGGGAAAGCAUAGUUAUUUACUGAGAA
This is a messenger RNA of Oryza brachyantha (malo sina), 2690 nucleotides long. RefSeq names its product inorganic pyrophosphatase TTM1-like. The transcript is spliced from 12 exons. The record is from RefSeq and is a predicted model, not a curated record. Gene Ontology annotation, molecular function: ATP binding; kinase activity. Lineage: Eukaryota; Viridiplantae; Streptophyta; Magnoliopsida; Poales; Poaceae. Bases 304 to 2262 code for a protein of 652 amino acids. Gene Ontology annotation, cellular component: cytoplasm.